AUGGGCCACAAAGCCAUUCAAUUGCUCUGCGACAUUCGAGAUGAAUAUGAAACAGAAAAAUGUCAAAUAGUUAUUAAUGGAUGUAUUGGUACACGCGACGAUGCUUAUAAUCUUGCGACUACUAUGACGGUUGAAGAAGCUCAAGCACAUCAUACGAUACAAAUCGAUGUUUUCAGUCAAACAAAAGCGAAUAUGAUCACUGUUUUCACAUUGAACUAUCCCGAAGAAGUUGCUGGAAUGGAAGCUAUCGAAUUCGUUGAUAAAGUUACUCAAAAUUUAGCCAUUGAUUACAUGAUUAACUGUGCAUACCCAAGUAGUUUUGAACAUGUUUUGAUGCCCGAUGAACCUUGGACAGCACGAAUUCAUGGUGUCAAAGUUAGGGGUGGUACGUUUACGUUAAUUUAA
Molecule: messenger RNA, 405 nt
Organism: Rotaria socialis
Lineage: Eukaryota; Metazoa; Rotifera; Eurotatoria; Philodinida; Philodinidae
Source: the annotation of a GenBank genome assembly